AAUCAUUAUUUUUGUGUUUUUCAGACUUGAAUAACUUUUUUUGUAGAAAUGAUAUCGAAAAAAUAAAAACGAGGUUGCACAGUCAAAGUUCUCUUGUUUGUAGUGUGAAAAUUUCGUUACUUAGUUAUGACUGUAGUUUUUGUGGUUCUUUCCCGCGCGAAACAAUUUUUACGUAAAGAUUUCAAUUUUAUUGAAUAUUGUUAACUUUACUUUACUGUAGUGUGCUGCUGCCCUACGGUCGUUGCGACUUGCGACAUCGAAUACGAUUUCCCCCACCACGAUAGACUGCAAUUAUUAGCGCGCUAUGGUUAUCGGUAAUCAGCUCGCCCGUAAUAGUUUCCAGGAAUAGUUUCGAUAUGAAACAAUUUAAUUUUGGUGACUGGCUACUAACUGCCAAUAUUAUAAAUUAUAAUAGUAGUACUAUUAUAGUAUAAUCUACUGCUGCGACUUGCGCCUUUGACACGGCGGAGGACGCGCACUACAUGUCUAGCGCUUCAAUAGCCAGCACUGUAUAAUUAUUAUAGUUUGUUGAAAAAUUGAAUUUUUGUGAGUGUUUCAUUUUGUAUAUUAUUCUGUGAUAAAUAUUAAAAUGUCACCCAAAAAAUUCCGUACAAAAAAAAGGACAGUUGGAAAUAAAGCUUUACGUCAACGUAUGAAAGAUUUAAAAAAUAAAAAAGGGUUAAAAUCUAUAUCGACUAGAAUAGACAUUGAACAAACAGAAGAAAUUGUUGAGUCUCAAUGUAAUAAUAUUAGUAUUACUGUGACAGAUAACUCAAAUGAUAAACUAGUAGAUUCUUUCUCGGGUUCAGAUUUUGACCAAACCCUCAGUUUAGACUGCAAUGAUAUAUUCGAAGGUGCACCACUGUCGGAACUAAAUAUUAGUGGUAUAGAACCUAUGGAACCCUCAUUGUCAACGUUGUCAAACAAAUCAUAUUUAUCUCAAUCGGAUGAUUUAAGUGUAUCAUCGCAUCUAUUAAAUGUACAACAAGUUGAUGAUACUGAAAAUAGUUCAUCGGAAUAUAUUGAUACGAAAAGUUGUUUAUCUGGACGUCGUAUUGUUGAUAUUUUUUUUUUUAUACAACAAAUACAAGUUCGUCACAGUGGAGGAAUGGACUGCAGUUUUAUUGAUAUGCAGUUCCAAUCGGAAAAAAUUUAUGGAUUUCAUUCUGUUUUUAAUUUUAAGUGCAAAAUGUGUGGUAUAACGUCCAAAAUAUACUCUGCAGAAAAUGCUCAACAAAAAUGUCUACCAAUUAAUAAGGCAAUAAUCAGUGGUUGUCAGGCUAUAGGGAUCGGCCACACCCAAAUGUCCGAGUUUGCUGCGUUUUUAGAAAUGCCUUCACUUUCUUGUACCGGUUUCGUUAAGCUACAGAGUGUAGUAGCCAAUUCAAUACACGAUUCGGCGUGGGAAGAAAUAAGGAAAGCUGGCGAAGAAGAAAAACGAAUUGCAUUAGAAUGCGGAAGUAUAGAUUCUGAUGGCAUUCCCAUGUGCACAGUAGUCGCUGACGGACAGUGGUCGAAGCGUAGCUACAAAACAAAAUAUGAUGCGUUAUCUGGAGCGGUCGCAAUAAUUGGGUUAAAAACACAGAAAAUACUGUUUAUUGGUAUAAAAAAUAAGUACUGUGUAAUUUGCCAAAAAUCAGCAACUAAAAAUGAAAUUGCAUCCAAGCAUGAAUGCUUUAUGAAUUGGACUAAAUCAUCAACGAGUAUGGAAGCAGAUGGAGUUGUCGAAGGUUUUAUGAAUAGUAUUAAAAUGCAUGGACUAAAAUACAAUCGACUAAUUGGUAAUUUUAUAUGUACAGGGUGAUUCAAAAUUUAUGUUACAGCCAUUUUAACAUAUAAAUAUUCAAAUUAGUGAAAAAUGUAUGGUACAAAAGUUUUUUGAUUUAGAAACAUCUAUUAUGAUUUCCCAAUUUUGUAAUUGUUAACAACAUUUUAGGGGGGUUU
Messenger RNA from Myzus persicae (green peach aphid), 1944 nucleotides. RefSeq lists its product as uncharacterized. The record is from RefSeq and is a predicted model, not a curated record. Bases 590 to 1804 code for a protein of 404 amino acids. Lineage: Eukaryota; Metazoa; Arthropoda; Insecta; Hemiptera; Aphididae. The transcript is spliced from 8 exons.